GUGGACUCUUCAAUUAAAAAGUGUCCUGAAUUACAUACGAACGCUAGUGAAGAAUGCUUUAGUCGCAGGUCUCUCGCGUGGUUUUGCUCCUUUACGUAUACCUUAUAAAUUGACCCGAGCUCGAAAUGAAUUACGAAUAUGAUCUGCUGAGUUUCGGGGGUCCGUGCGCUCGACUUCUAGUAGACUAUGACGGCAAUGCACCCUCGUGCAGGCUUGGUUUGAUGACAGCGAGGCUUUAUCAUAUGAAGCCUUGUCUUAUACGUGGGGUUACCCAUAUAAGCAAUGUCGUAUGUAUCAAUCAGAACAACACAGCGGAACGCGGCCACCAGGCUCAGAUGAAAAAGAUCUACUCCUGUGCGGAACGAGUUAUUUUAUGGUUCGGUUCGGGAACCAAUGAAACGAAUAUUAUCCUGGACUCUCUAUUUGAACUAGAAAAGAAAAUUCGCCAGUAUCCAUCGUCUAGGAACUGGAAGCUCACAGAUCAGCGCUGGGGGGAUCUAUGGGUAUCUGUUAAGGAUGCUCGGCGUCCUCGGUACCCGGGACUUGUGGAGAAGCAGAAGAUAGGAAUAAAAGUCCUAUAUGAUCAGCCUGGGUUUCAAUGAAUGUGGAUUGUAAAGGAGGUUGCCAAGGCUCGAAAUGCUCUGGUCUGCAGCGGCAGCCGAUCGGUAUCAGCGCAUUUAUUUACUCUGGGACCAUUGCUUACAGAAGUCGAACCCACGCCGCAGUGUC
This is a messenger RNA of Aspergillus eucalypticola CBS 122712, 729 nucleotides long. RefSeq lists its product as uncharacterized. Lineage: Eukaryota; Fungi; Ascomycota; Eurotiomycetes; Eurotiales; Aspergillaceae. The transcript has 2 exons. The record is from RefSeq and is a predicted model, not a curated record. Bases 126 to 602 code for a protein of 158 amino acids.